AUGAGGUAUCAAAGUGUGACCUGCCUGAUCAUCUGGCUGAGAUCCGGUGAUUGGAUGUGGAUGAGCAGGUGGAGAGGUGACAGUUAUCACGCCGUCAUUGUUAAUAACAGUGUCUCCACUGACAUUACACCAACUCUUAACCAUCUAUGCUGCGACUGUGGAGAUGGACGUCGAUGUGGAUGUGGACGUGGGUGCAGUGGAGAUAGGGCCGGAGGAACAGCACCACAUGAUCUUUAG
Messenger RNA from Echinococcus granulosus, 237 nucleotides. RefSeq lists its product as hypothetical. The transcript has a single exon. Lineage: Eukaryota; Metazoa; Platyhelminthes; Cestoda; Cyclophyllidea; Taeniidae. Bases 1 to 237 code for a protein of 78 amino acids. The record is from RefSeq and is a predicted model, not a curated record.